GAACCGUUGAAGUAGGAAGUUGAAAGGGUUGGGUCUGUGUAUUGGCACUUAAUAUAUCCUUUUUCUUCUUUCUUCCCUCUUCUGCUAUUUACUCAUCACCGCCGGAGGCUCAUCCUGAUCUCCAUAACUCCGCUCCCCUGAGACCCAAACACCACCAUCCUUCACCGGACACUCCCAACCAUGCCUACAAUCCGAAGAAGUUAUCAAGAUCGUUCGACACCACCGUUUCCUCCUUUCUUCUUUCAUUAAUUCAUUCCCCGGCGUUCAAGAAUCCUCUGCGUUUCACUCUUCGUCUCUUAGUUGUAUGACGUCUGGUUGCGAUGUCAGUUUGGUUCACCGUCAUCGUCGAUCAAGAAAAGGAGUACAGAUCUUUCCCCUCUGAUUUCCAGCAUACGUCGUCAUUGCUAAAAGGAUCAACGACUAUACCCAAGGAUCUACUAGAACUAUACCAAAGGCUGGCUAGGCUACAAAAGUUCAAACUGCAUCAGAUGUUGGACAACCAAUUGUUGAGUUAUACAUAUCUUAUCUUUUUUUGGCACACAUGCCUGAAAGCUCCAACCAGAUCAUAUUGGCGUACUUUGGUGGCUCAGUUGUGUUUUAUUAGGGAAAUUGAUCAGUUCAACGCAGCAGUGUUCCCUGUUGUUGGAAAUUGUGGCGUAUUGUCAUCAAUCAAAGCGAAGCCAAUGCAAGAAUUUGUUGCAUUUGUAGGGUUAAACGCAACACCCAGUCAAAGAAGUUUUAUGAAGCCAUAAUCUUCUAUUUCGAUAAUUUUUUGUUCUAUUAAACGCUAGAUUAUUGUUGCUAGCGUUUUACUGUUUGGGUUACAUAUGGCCAUCAGGUAAAACAUAAUAACUGCAUCUCUAAAAUGAUACACAUGUUCUACUUUGUCUUGGUAUCAUUUCACAAAUUAGUGGCUUAUGAUGCUUUAAGAUGCUUUUGUGUUUACAUGUAGUACUUGUUGGUUCAUCCAUCAUCAAACAUUACAUUGCUUUACAUAUUUCUACUAUACAUACAUAUGUAUCUGAAACCUUCCGAGGCUACACAUAUUUGAUGGAGCUAUUGAAGUGGAUGUUGAGUACAAAUAAAUACUAUUUAUUUUUGUUACAACAUUGUAAUGUCAACUUUUCCUUAUAAGGACACUGCAUCAUGAAAAUUCUAUGCAUUUAUAGCGUUAUACUUUUAAUCUUUUUUUUAGGACAACAAACUUUCAAAAAUCUAUCCAGUCUACUUUGCUUUUAUAUCUUGAUGACAUCACUAUAAUUGGGUAGAUUUUUUCAACUUUAAUAAUAGGAAUAAAUGAAAGUACAUUGGUAUUACUUGCUUUUAAACCAAUAUUGAUAUAUAUAUAUAUAUAUAUAUAUAUAUAUAUAUAUAUAUAUAUAUAUAAUAUUCCUGUUUCAGAAGUAAAGCUUGUGAAAGUUUGCAUUCGAGAUCCUUUAUCUAGAAUGAAAAUCUACAGAUAAAAAUCAAUGUUGGGCAUGUAGUUUUUUUUUCUGAGAUUUUUAUUUUUUCG
This is a messenger RNA of Lactuca sativa (garden lettuce), 1513 nucleotides long. RefSeq lists its product as uncharacterized. The record is from RefSeq and is a predicted model, not a curated record. NCBI's taxonomy places the organism in Eukaryota, Viridiplantae, Streptophyta, Magnoliopsida, Asterales, Asteraceae.